Ricinus communis (castor bean) is the source of this 3439-nucleotide messenger RNA. RefSeq names its product DNA topoisomerase 3-alpha. The transcript has 24 exons. Lineage: Eukaryota; Viridiplantae; Streptophyta; Magnoliopsida; Malpighiales; Euphorbiaceae. Gene Ontology annotation, biological process: DNA topological change. Gene Ontology annotation, molecular function: zinc ion binding; DNA topoisomerase type I (single strand cut, ATP-independent) activity; DNA binding. Gene Ontology annotation, cellular component: nucleus; chromosome. Bases 339 to 3077 code for a protein of 912 amino acids. The record is from RefSeq and is a predicted model, not a curated record.
AUAUGCUGACUCAUUUUUUUUAAAAGAAAAUUUAAAAAAUUAUAUAGUGAGCAAAAAUCAGCCUUUAUGGUGGUUGGAGAGUAUUUUAGUAAAAAAUCAAAAAAUCAAAAAAUAGAGUUUUCUAUGUUAUAAUUCUUAAAAAUGUAAAGUUUGGUGAUUUUUAGGUAAUUGGGCUAAGAAAAUUUGGUGGGAAAGAACCCCUUUCAAAAAUCACAAAUUCACCCGUAGAUUUCCCCAUUUGGAAACAGCCGGGAAUAGAAAAAGAAAAUAGAAAAAGGAAAAAUAAAAAGGAAAACGCAAAAGAGAAAGCCUCCAAACUCCCAAUACCAUCGCCGGCUAUGAUAAACGUGUUGAAUGUAGCAGAGAAACCGUCGGUGGCGAAAUCGGUGGCGACCAUACUCUCAAGGAACCAGCAGCAUGGGCUGAGAGUUAGAGAGGGGCAGUCCCGGUACAACAAGAUUUUUGAGUUCAAUUAUGUAAUUAACGGUCAGAAUUGCCACAUGCUUGUCACUUCCGUCACCGGUCACCUCAUGGAGCUUGAGUUCGAUGAUCGAUUCCGCAAGUGGCAUUCUUGUGACCCUGCGGAUCUCUACCAUGCUCCUGUCCGCAAAUUCGUCCCUGAGGACAAAACAAAUAUUAAAAGGACAUUAGAGGAGGAAGCAAGAAGGUGCCAAUGGCUUAUUUUGUGGCUGGAUUGUGAUAGAGAGGGAGAAAACAUUGCAUUUGAAGUGGUGGAUGUAUGCAGAUCAGCAAAUCGCUACCUUACAGUGCGGAGGGCUCGAUUCUCUGCAUUAAUUGACAGGGAAAUCCAUGAGGCUGCCCAGAAUCUUGUUUCUCCUAAUCAAUGGUUUUCUGAUGCAGUGGAUGCUAGGCAAGAAAUUGAUCUCCGGAUUGGUGCUUCUUUUACUAGGUUUCAGACCUUGUUGUUGAGAGAUAAGUUUGUUAUUGAUUCUGCUCAAGAUGACAGAAACCUUGUUCUAAGUUAUGGGCCCUGUCAGUUCCCUACACUCGGAUUUAUUGUGGAGCGUUAUUGGGAGAUUCAAUCACAUGAGUCAGAAGAAUUUUGGACUAUUAAUUGUUCUCAUACAUCAGUUGAAGGCAUUGCUAACUUCAGUUGGAUGCGUGGACAUCUUUUUGAUUACACUUCUGCUGUUAUACUUUACGAACUGUGUGUUUUGGAACCAACUGCGACUGUGACCAAGGUUCAGCAAAAGGAGAAGCAGAAAUACCCUCCAUAUCCUUUGAGUACAAUUGAACUUGAAAAACGAGCUUCGAGAUAUUUCCAUAUGAGCUCUGAACAGACGAUGAAGGUGGCUGAAGAUCUUUAUCAAUCUGGUUUCAUUAGUUAUCCUCGUACAGAGACGGAUGGCUUCUCUAGCAGAACAGAUUUGCAUACAAUUGUGCGAGACCAACAGGCACACCCUAUAUGGGGUUCAUAUGCUCAAAGACUGUUAGAUCCUGGAACAGGAUUAUGGAGAAACCCAAGCACUGGUGGACACGAUGACAAAGCCCAUCCACCCAUUCACCCUACAAAGUUCUCUCCUGGUGAAACUGGAUGGAGUCAAGAUCAUCAUAGAGUGUAUGAGUUAGUAGUUCGCCAUUUUCUGGCAUGCGUUUCACAACCAGCUGUAGGGGCUGAAACUACUGUUGAAAUUGAUAUUGCCGGUGAACAAUUUUCCGCAUCAGGGAGAGUGAUAUUAGCUAAAAAUUACUUAGAUGUUUACCGCUUUGAAUCAUGGGGUGGUUCAAUGAUUCCGACCUAUGUCCAUGGGCAACAGUUUAUGCCAACAACAUUGACUCUGGAUUCAGGAGUUACCAGACCACCACCUCUUUUAAGUGAAUCUGAUCUUCUUAGCUGUAUGGACAAGGCGGGCAUUGGUACAGAUGCGACGAUGCAUGAUCACAUAAAGAAGCUGCUUGAUAGAUUCUAUGCAACAAAGGAUGCAAACACACGUUUCUCACCGACUAAUCUUGGUGAGGCUCUAGUUAUGGGAUAUGAUGAUAUGGGGUAUGAACUCUGGAAACCAAAUCUUAGAUCAAUGAUGGAGUAUGACAUGAAAGAAGUUAGCAUGGGCCAUAAAAGUAAAGCUGAAGUUUUGGAAACUUGCUUGCAGCAGAUGAAAACUUGCUUCUUAGAUGCAAGGAUAAAUAAAGUAAAACUUUUAGAAGCCAUGGCUGUUUUCUUUGAGAGAUCUGAUAGAUCUAGUGGAAAUGACAAUCAUGCAACUGUGGACAUUGUUCGGCAAUGUGGACUUUGCCGAGAAACAAACAUGGUGCUAAGACGAAACCGGGACGGCAAUUUCAUGGUUGGAUGCAUGGGAUAUCCACAGUGUAGGAAUGCUAUAUGGCUUCCUGGACCUAUAAUAGAAGCUACUGUAACCACCAGUGUUUGCAACUACUGCACUCCAGGUCCUGUUUACUUGAUUCAAUUUAAGUUUCGGCAGCUUGAAAUACCACCAGGCUUCAGUGUCAACCAUUUAGGUUGCAUUGGUGGCUGUGAUGAUACUCUAAGACAGUUAACAGAUAUAUGUGGAACUGGUUCCCGUGUACAAGCAAGGGCUCGAGCACCCAAUACAACACCUAGCAACUCUCAACAAAGUAACACUAGGUUUGCUACUUGCGUUCACUGUCAUCAAACAGGACAUGCUUCAAUUGAUUGCCCUUUGCAACUUUCAGGUUCUAGGCGUGUUCAGUCCCGCGGAACAAAUGAACAGAUGGGGGAAUCUUCAGUUACAUGUGGGACGUGUGGAACGCCAUGUGCUCUGCGUACAGCUAAUACUGCAAAUAACAGGGGCAGAAAGUUCUAUUCAUGUCCAUCACAAUCAUGCAACUUCUUUAUAUGGGAGGAUAACUUGGACAAUAGCGCUGACGGAAGAAAUGCUCCUCGUUCAAAUAUUAGUAAUUCAGCAUCUAAUCCUAGCAGGAGGGGUGGCCGCGGCAGAGGCGCACGGAGUGGAGGGCGCGGUGCUGACGUGACUUUUGUAUCAGCCACUGGUGAUCCCAUAUCUGGGAGAAGAUGUUUUGUGUGUGGUGAUCCAUUGCACUUUGCAAAUGCCUGCCCGAGUCGUGGCUCUUGAUGCUGUCUCAGAUGUUGAACACUUGAAAGAUGCAUAUGAAGAACAGCUGCUAUGCCCUUUUCAGCCGCUUCUUGAUGUUAUUAUUCUUGAAAUUAAUGUAUGUAAAAGGGAAAGUUCUGUUCUGCAUGUAAGUUUUGAUUCACAUCAGCCACAAAAACAUAACAGGUCUUCCAUUGGUUUUGUCUUGCAAGCCAGUGAUUGUAUCGCCCCAGGCUGGUGAAGGCAUGGAAGAUCAUCAGCUAUUCUGUCACUAUCUCCUAGAGUUUCAAUGCAUAGAAUCCAUUUUGUAACUUAUUUGAAAAUGAUUGUAUUACUGUUCUUUUCUGGAUCAAUUGUUAUAACAGUUUCUGAUGCCAGUGCCA